AUGGGAGGAGCCCGUGACCCUCCGGCCCGCGCCCCUGACUUACAGACGGGGAAAGAGCUCGGGCGACGGGUGGGGGGCGAAGUGAGGGGUCGCUGCCCCGGCCCUGGGCUCGAAACUUCGCUCCCUCCCUGGCUGCCGGACCCGAGUCAGCGCUCGUGCCCUCGGCGGGCCUCAGUUUCCCCAGCCUCCCCGCCGGGCGCCGGGGCGCCGGGGGCCGGGGGUCCCAGGGGCGCAGCCCCCCGCGGCUGCGCGCUGGGCCGGACGGAUGACAUCACCGGGCCGGGGGCGGGGAGCGAGCGGGAGGGAGCGGGAGGGCCUCCUCCGCGCCAGGCUCAGCGCCCGGUCGGGCUCGGUCGGGCGGCCGCGGCCAUGACGCAGGGUCCGGGCGGGCGCGCGGCCCCCCCGCCCCCCGCCCCCCCAGAGCCUGAGGCGCCCACCACCUUCUGCGCGCUGCUGCCGCGCAUGCCGCAGUGGAAGUUCGCGGCCCCAGCCGGCUUCCUGGGCCGCGGCCCGGCGGCGGCGCGGGCGCCCGAGCCCGAGCCGGCCGGCUCGGCCGGCGUCCCGGCGCUGGCGGCGGCGGUCCUGGGCUCCUGCGAGCCGCGCUGCACCGCGCCCUGCCCCCUGCCGGCGCUCAGUCGCUGCCGGGCCGCCGGGGCGCGGGGGUCGCGGGGGUCGCGGGGGGCGGCCGGGCCCCCGGACUCCGCCGCCGCCGAGUGGAUCCGCAAAGGCAGCUUCAUCCACAAGCCGGCGCACGGCUGGCUACACCCGGACGCCAGGGUCCUGGGGCCCGGGGUCUCCUACAUCGUUCGGCAUCGUCUUUUGGAGAUUUUGAAUUACCGAAUUACCUUCCGUGGAAAUGAUAAUCUGGGCAGGGGCCCUGUCCCGGACCCUGGGGACGCAGAAGUGAACAGGGUCGCCACCAUCCAGUCCUCCUGGGCUGACCUUCUAGUGGAGCAGAAAGAGAAUUACAUGGGCUGCAUCGAAGUCCUCCGUUCCAUGCGCUCCCUGGACUUCAACACUCGCACCCAGCUCACCAGGGAAGCCAUCAACCGGCUCCAUGAGGCUGUGCCUGGCAUCCGGGGCUCCUGGAAGAGGAAGGCCCCCAACAAGGCACUGGCCUCCAUCCUGGGCAAGAGCAGCCUGCGCUUCGCAGGCAUGAGCAUUGCUGUCAGCAUCUCCAUCGAAGGCCUCAACCUCUCCGUUCCCGCCACGCACCAGCGGCAGCCCCGUGACUGGUGGUCUCUCUUCGGCCAGAUCAUCGCCAGCCACCACAUGCAGUCCAUCUCCUUUGCGUCGGGUGGUGACACGCCCCGAGACCCCUUGCCUGUGCCCAUCGGUCCCACCCCCCGCGUUGCUGGGACUCCUCCGCCCACUGCCCUCUCUCCCCAGGACAUGGUGGAUUAUGUGGCCUACGUGGCCAAGGACCCCGUCAACCAGAGAGCCUGCCACAUCCUGGAGUGCUGCGAGGGCCUCGCCCAGAGCGUCAUCAGCACCGUGGGCCAAGCCUUCGAGCUGCGCUUCAAACAGUACCUGCACAGCCCCCCCAGGGUUGUCGUCCCCCCGGGAAGGCUGACCGGGCCGGAGGAUUCGGCCUGGGGGGACGAGGACGAGACAGAGCACAGCUACUACAACCGCACUCCCGGGAAGGAACCGCCCCUGGGCGGGCUGGUGGACUCCAGGCUCACCCCCACGCAGCAGCCCUGUGCCCUCGGGGCCCUUGGCCAGGGAGCAUCUCCUGCUCGAAGAGACGCCCGAGGCCCGCACUGGGACGUGGGCCCCUCAGCCCCGCCCGGGGAUGGCUACGUGCAGGCAGACCCGCGGGGCCCGCGAGACUACGAGGACCACUUGUACGUCAACACGCAGGGUCUGGACGGCCCGGAGCCCCUGCAGCCUGAGGACAGCCCCAAGAAGGACCUGUUCGACAUGAGACCCUUCGAGGAUGCCCUGAGGCUGCACGAGUGCUCCGUGGCCGCGGGUCCGGCGGCAGCCCCCCUUCCCGUGGAGGACCAGUGGCCCAGCCCGCCGACCCGCCGGGCCCCCAUCGCCCCCACGGAAGAGCAGCUGCGGCAGGAGCCCUGGUACCACGGCCAGAUGAGCCGUCGGGCGGCGGAGAAACUGCUUCGAGUGGACGGGGACUUCCUUGUGCGGGACAGCGUCACCAACCCGGGGCAGUAUGUCCUCACCGGCAUGCACGCAGGACAGCCCAAGCACCUGCUGCUCGUGGACCCCGAAGGCGUGCUCCUGGUGGUGGUGAUGCUGAGGCCUGUGGCCCCACAGGUGCGGACCAAGGACGUGCUCUUCGAGAGCAUCAGCCACCUGAUCGACUACCACCUGCAGAACGGGCAGCCCAUCGUGGCAGCCGAGAGCGAGCUGCACCUGCGUGGUGUCGUCAAGCGGGAACCCUGA
Molecule: messenger RNA, 2406 nt
Organism: Lipotes vexillifer (Yangtze River dolphin)
Lineage: Eukaryota; Metazoa; Chordata; Mammalia; Artiodactyla; Lipotidae
Gene: SHC2
Product: SHC adaptor protein 2
Exons: 16
Coding region: 1-2406 (801 amino acids)
Biological process (GO): intracellular signal transduction; cell surface receptor protein tyrosine kinase signaling pathway
Cellular component (GO): plasma membrane
Molecular function (GO): receptor tyrosine kinase binding
Source: RefSeq, a predicted model, not a curated record